AUGUCCAUAUUUUUCAAAACGCCAUUGGAAAUUGAGAUCAGGUUGGAGAAUGAAGAAAGUCGCAAACAUGCUGACGUCAAGAACCCUCAUGGGCGAAUCGAUAAACUACCUAUUUACCUGGAUGGAGAAACAGUGAAAGGAGUUGUCACAUUGUUUACAAAAGAAGGUAAAAGGGUGGAGCAUCAGGGGGUGAAAGUGCAACUUUUGGGCACAAUUGAGACCAACAAUGACGGGUUGUCGUCGUCCAACUUUCUUUCGCUAGCAACGGAGCUAGCAGCUCCGGGCCAGCUAGUCCACUCGGAAUCGUAUUCAUUUGAAUUUAGAAAUGUUGAAAAGCAAUAUGAAAGCUACCGAGGGAAAAAUGCUAGGUUGAGGUACUAUGUAAAAGUGACAGUUUUAAGAAAGUCAAAUGCCGAAAUUAACAGGGAAAAAGAGCUUUGGGUAUAUCAGUAUACAAACACUUCUACUAGAGACGAGGCAACUAAACAAGACACCGUUCGCAGCUCAAUGCAAGCGGCUCCAAAGCAGAAGGACUCAACCAAUGGAGUGAAAAUGGAUGUGGGUAUCGAAGAUUGUUUGCACAUUGAAUUUGAAUAUUCCAAAUCCCGCUUUUCUUUGAAGGAUGUGAUAAUCGGCAGAAUAUUCUUUUUGCUUGUGAGGUUGAAAAUAAAGCACAUGGAGUUAUCAUUGAUAAAACGGGAGACGGUGGGUUCCAGUCCUAAACAGAUAACUGAUAGUGAGACGGUGGUGCGAUUUGAAAUCAUGGAUGGCGCGCCAGUCAAGGGGGAAACAAUUCCAAUCCGACUCUUUUUGAGCGGGUUUGACCUCACACCUACUUAUAAAGAUGUGAAUAAAAAGUUUUCUGUGAGAACUUAUCUUUCCUUGGUGUUGAUAGACGAAGAUGCGAGGAGAUACUUCAAGCAAAGUGAGAUAUAUCUCUACAGGGAUUCAUAG
Messenger RNA from Lodderomyces theae, 954 nucleotides. It is a transcript of the gene PEP8, whose product is annotated as retromer subunit. Gene Ontology annotation, biological process: intracellular protein transport; retrograde transport, endosome to Golgi. The transcript has a single exon. Bases 1 to 954 code for a protein of 317 amino acids. The record is from RefSeq and is a predicted model, not a curated record. Gene Ontology annotation, cellular component: endosome; retromer complex. Lineage: Eukaryota; Fungi; Ascomycota; Pichiomycetes; Serinales; Debaryomycetaceae.